This is a messenger RNA of Dalotia coriaria, 1113 nucleotides long. Its product is annotated as ferritin light chain-like. Bases 163 to 906 code for a protein of 247 amino acids. Gene Ontology annotation, molecular function: ferric iron binding; ferrous iron binding. Gene Ontology annotation, cellular component: cytoplasm. The transcript is spliced from 3 exons. The record is from RefSeq and is a predicted model, not a curated record. Gene Ontology annotation, biological process: intracellular iron ion homeostasis; iron ion transport. Lineage: Eukaryota; Metazoa; Arthropoda; Insecta; Coleoptera; Staphylinidae.
ACUUUGCGCUCUUUGUUCCGAUUCGACUGCGUAGAAACAGACGUACGCACUGCGCAUGCGCGCCAAACAAGUUAUCUCUCUCCGACAUUCCUGUUUUUAUAUAUUCCAGUGACCAAAACAAGUCCGCUUAUUCGUGAUUACGCUAGCGAGAUACUAGGGAUCAUGAACAUGAAGACUUCCGUCGCAUUCUGCGUGCUCAUCGCCGUCGCGGUCGCCGCGGCCGAAAACACCAUAUCCGAGAGUUCCAGGGCGGACGAUCCGUUCUGCUAUGCUCAAGUGAACGCCGCAUGCUCGAGCAAAUCCAACCCGAAGGGAACCAAAGAAAAAACUGUCUGCAACUCGCGCUUCGGUGCAAUGACCAAGGACGAAAGCGUCGAACACAUCCUGCGGGAUCUCCAGACCUACGUCAAUACCCACAUCACGCGCUCGUAUGAAUAUCUCAUGAUGGCCACCCACUACGCCAACUUCGAGAUGAACCGCCCUGGUUUCGAGAAACUCUUCCGCUCUCUCGCUGAUGAGAAAUGGAACGCUGCCAUUGGUCUAAUCGAGUAUAUCACCAAGCGUGGUGGUGUAAUGGACUUCGAUCAAUUCAACGAUCUGGGCGCUGAACCCAACGCAGUCAGUGCAUACGAACUCUACGAACUGCAAAGUGUCGCCAAGGCUCUGGACAUCGAAAAGAAACUCACCAAAGAGGCGAAUACCAUCCACCACGAGGUCCUUAGCAAGAACAAAUCCGUACACGACUCCGAGAUGUCGCACUACAUCGAAGAGGCAUUCACCGAGAAACAAGCGGAGACUAUUCGCAGACUUUCCGGUUACGCUACGGAUUUGACUGCUUUACUCAGCAGCAACAAUGAUGCAUCCUUGGCGUUGUACUUGUUCGAUGAGUACUUGCAGAAACAGUAAAUGUAACAUCAUUAAAAUGUUAAAUAUAACAAAAAUAUUCAUUUAGUUUUACUACCCGUUUUUGUUGAAAGUCGAGUAUGUACUUUGUGAUACAAUUAAAUUUCUAUUAUCAGUCUGUGUUGAGAUAUGGCUGUACAGAACAAUGUGGACACUUGAACACUUGUAAUCUUUAUUUCUAUUAUAAAAUAAACCGAUUUAAGGAAGUUA